Molecule: messenger RNA, 303 nt
Organism: Dentiscutata heterogama
Lineage: Eukaryota; Fungi; Glomeromycota; Glomeromycetes; Diversisporales; Gigasporaceae
Source: the annotation of a GenBank genome assembly
AUGCACUCAUACUUUUCUCGUAAACCUUCCAAAUGGAUUCUCGAUAGUUUUCUAGAAGAAUGUGAGUUAGGAACAACCCGUGCUAAAAUAAGUCUUUAUUUAAAGUGUCUAGAAGAAAUCCUUAAAAACAGCAUGGAUGAACAAAAACUCAAAAAAGCACAGAAACUCUUAAACAAAUACAAAGAGUCUUUUGAGCCACGCCACGAAGCCAUUAUUGGAGGUACAGGUGACCCGCAGAGCUUGCUUGUGUUCAAACCCCAAUUCUGGCCUCACCGAGGCCACAGUGACCCACAGAGCUCGACU